Molecule: messenger RNA, 2557 nt
Organism: Cyprinus carpio (common carp)
Lineage: Eukaryota; Metazoa; Chordata; Actinopteri; Cypriniformes; Cyprinidae
Gene: gpr137ba
Product: G protein-coupled receptor 137Ba
Biological process (GO): positive regulation of TORC1 signaling; negative regulation of osteoclast differentiation; regulation of autophagy
Cellular component (GO): lysosomal membrane
Source: RefSeq, a predicted model, not a curated record
UUUCACUGUCCGCUGCACAAUGCUCUUCCUGCAGCUGAAUGCGGCUCUUUCUUUUCCUCUUUCUCCCUCGUUUCCUUCCCCUAAACCCUCGGCUGCUCUCAGACGCUGGUUUUCUCCAGCAGAAUCAGGGCUGUGGUGAUUUUCAGACGUGAAGGAGGAGCAGCAGAAGCCUCUGGAGGAGGAAAGGCCCCUUCUAGACUUCCAUCUCCAGGCAGCGGGAGGAAACAGAGUCAUGGAGAGCGACUCGCUCCCUCCUCCGCCGACCUUCAGCCCGGCCGUGCCUCCCUUCGUCAAGCUGGGGCUGACGGUGGCCUACACCAUCUUCUACUCUCUGCUCUUCGUGUUCGUGUACGUGCAGCUCUGGCUGGUGCUGCGAUACCGACACAAGCGCUUCAGCUACCAGACGGUGUUUCUGUUCUUGUGUCUGCUGUGGGCGGCUCUGCGAGCGCUGCUCUUCUCCUUUUAUUUCAGAGACUGCGUGACCGCAAACACACUCGGACCCUUGGCUUUCUGGCUGCUCUACUGUUUCCCAGUCUGCCUGCAGUUCUUCACCCUCAGCCUCAUGAAUCUGUACUUCGCACAGGUCAUUUUCAAGGCGAAGUCUAAAUAUUCACCAGAACUUCAGAAGUACAGGCUGCCGCUGUACCUGCUCUUCCUGUGCAUCAGCAUCAUCUUCCUGCUGGUGAACCUGACCUGUGCUCUGCUGGUGAAGAUGCAGACGAAGGCCGACACAGAGACUGUAGUGCUGGUGCGUGUGGCCAUCAACGACACGCUGUUCGUCCUCUGCGCCGUCUCUCUCUCUCUGUGUCUCUAUAAGAUCGCCAAGAUGUCUCUGGCCAACAUCUACCUGGAGUCCAAGGGAACGUCCGUGUGUCAGGUGACUUUAAUCGGAGCGACGGUGAUCCUGCUGUACUCGUCCCGUGCGUGUUAUAACCUCGUGGUGCUGGCACUCGCCAAAGUCAAGAGCAUCAACUCAUUCGACUACGACUGGUACAACGUGUCAGACCAGGCAGAUCUGAAGUCGACGUUGGGCGACGCUGGGUAUGUGGUUUUCGGGGUGAUCCUGUUUGUUUGGGAGCUGCUGCCCACUUCACUGGUGGUCUUCAUUUUCAGAGUCCGUAAGCCGGCUCAGGAUCGAAGUGUGUCAGUGAUCCCCGGCCACAUGUUCUCAUCUAGAGCUUAUUUCUUUGACAACCCACGGCGUUACGACAGCGAUGAUGAUCUCGCGUGGAGUAUCAUCCCACAGAACAUUCAAGCCAGUCUCACGCCGGACAGUUAUGAUUGGGGUUUCACUGCAUACGUCGAAGGUGAAGAGUCUCAUCUAGCGCCGGAGGAGCUGAAUCCCUACUAAAACAUUCCUAAUGAGGAGUGCUAUUAUUUUGCACAUUCCCCAUCACUGAUGGGAAAUAUUACAUACCACGGAUGUCUUUACCGCUAUUUAUUACGGUAUUUCAAUUUGAUACGACAGCACGGCUCUGGAAGCAAAACCACCAAUCAUUUUCUCCAAAAAUAAAUAGAUUCUUACCAAUAAUGUGUGAAAUAUUAAUAAGUAAAUGUGAUUUCAAAUACACUACCCAGAGAUCAAUCAGAGAAAUCACUGUUGCACUCAAUCCCAUGAUUCAUUGCAAAUUAAUGAAUCGAGUUUGCCUCCCUGUAUUCUACAUAGUAAUACUUGUAUAUUUAAAUAUUUGCAUUUAUAUUUAAUAUUUGUAUUUUGUAUUCAAAUAUUUUUAUUUAAACAUAAUGACUACGUCAUUCGUUUUAUAAUAUACAGCUGUGCUUUUGAUUUAAUUAUUUGCAAUGCAUCAUGGGAAGAGUAGUUCAUUGCCUCAUUAAAGAAAUUGAGUAUGAUUUCUUGUACAAACACAAAAUGAAAUCCCUGUGGAGAAAAUGAAUGGGGAAAAUAUUUCCAAAAUCAGUGCCGUUCGUUGUCAUGUUCAUUUCUUUAAACUUGUAGGCCAGUAGUUCUCAUUUCAGAUGUACAAAAAAUUAUUCUGUAAAAGCUAUAUUUCUGAGUUUGCACUGUCAAUUAUAUAAGGAAGAAUAUAUAUGAAUUAAUAUAUUAAGUAUACUAGAUAAGUAUGCUAAUAUUCCACUGUGUGAAACAUAGUUUUUGUUGCAAUUUUUGUAUUGCUGCUCCAUAAACAAAAUCAUUAUCUUUAUUUCAGUUCUGUUCAGAUUCGGACACAAACCUGUUUAACAAAACCAAAAGAAGGAAAUUAUUAAUUUCCAUAUAUUUACUUGGCCUGAACUGUGAAAAUGUUAUUGACACUCUCCCAUUGAGAAUUUCUAUUUUUGGAGACAUUUUUUGUUUAUAGACAACUGCAAUAUAAUGCAUUAACAGAAUGAUCACUAUAGACAAAAUAGACCAAAAAAUAUAUAUAUAUAUUUUGAAAUGUUGAGAAGUGAAUGAAGGGGUUUGGUUUGUUGUCCGUUGUUUUUUAUAAAUGCAUUUUUAGUGUUUGAUUGUACAGUUUGUAGCUUUUGCACUUUGUAAGACUUUGUCUGACUUUGUUUUCUACAUUAAUAAAAAUUCUCUAUAUUAAAGACACUGAGA